AUGACAUCGCUUGGUGAUACUGACAACAUAUUACUCAGCAUUUCACCAGAUGAAGUUAACGAUUUUCUCGGCGAAUACACCUGGGAAGGUAAAUGGGAAAAUGUUAUAAUGUUAUACUACGAAUUUCCCGAACAAGCUCAUACAGCAAUUAUCUCUGAUUCAGAUGGUACUGCAUUACAUGUAGCGAUAGAUUUAGACGAAGAAACCGUCGUUAAAGAGCUUGUGAAUGCUAUUUUGACGCACCAUAUCGAAGUUAGUGAUCAGAGUCAGAGAGUUGAAGCUUUGGAAAUGGAGAAUGAACGAGGUGACACGCCGUUGCAUUUUGCAGCGUCGCGAGGUUUUGCUAGAUUAUGUAAGUGUAUUAUUGGAGGAAAUAAGGAGAGAAUAUAUUUGUUGAGUCGUAAAAAUAAACACGGCGAGACACCUCUUUUUCAAGCUGCUGUUAAUUGGAGAAAACAAACUUUUGCUUAUCUUGCUCAUAUUUCUAAAGAUAUAGUCAAUUUGCAAGAUCUUGUUAGAGAUGAUGGUGAUAGUAUUCUUCACACCGCUAUCCGAGGAGAAUAUUUCGAUUUAGCUGUGAUAAUCGUACAAUACUACGAUUUUCUGAGCACGCAUUUGAACAAAGAGGAAUCAACUCCUCUCAAAGUUCUUACAACUAGACCUUCCGCGUUCAAAAGUGCAAGCAACCUUUCGUGGUAUAAGCGAAUCCUAUACCAUUGUAUAUUAGUGGAACCACUCGAUGCGGAGAGAACAAUGAGAUCGAAUUUGAGAAAGAUGGAGGAUCGUUCGGAUUGUAAUAAGAUGAAGAUUCCAGAGAACUAUACAGCUUUCUAUGAUUUGGUUUCUAUAUGGUUAGGUGCAACAAUAUUUGGAAAAAAGUUUUGGAAAAAGAAACAGCCCGACACGGAAGAUCCAUCAAACGAAAAUCGUCGUCCGGUUAGAUCAGAGAAAUAUCCUGUUGGGUAUUUGCCACCAAAUUAUGAAACAUUUCAUCAAUUUGUCAAGUCUGCAUAUGUGCAUACUCUUGGCCUAUCAGGAGUAGAGUUAAAGGACGUAAAGAUUGCGAAAAAGAAGCAUCAAUGGAGUAGUCAGCUGUUGAAGGCUUUAAUGAAAAGACCUUACGCAGCAUUCACGGGAAGUGGAGGCCGACCAACGGAUAUAGUAGUUGAUCCUGCCAUGUAUAAUGUUUUUGCCCAAGGUGGAGACGGAAGGUUUGAAGAUCAUAAACAAAAACCUGAUGUCAUAGUGGAAACAUCGUUAGCUUCGAGUGAAAGAAAGAAGGAAAAUGAAAAGGAGAUCGACAAAAAGAUGACGCCGUUUUUGGUUGCGGCAAAAUAUGGAAUAGUUGAAGUAGUGAAAGAAAUUCUAAUCAAAAUACCAAGCGCGAUUCAUAACACGAACUCUAUGAAAGAAAAUGUAUUGCUUGUUGCAGUGAAGUAUCGGCAACCCCUUAUCGUUGAGACACUGAGAGAGAUUAAUCACUCCAAACCAGAACUAUGGAAUAACUUGAUUCUUGCAAUGGAUGAAGAUGAGAACACAGUAUUGCAUUUGGCAGCUAAGGCACUAGGUGGUGAUAAGCCAUGGCAGAUUGCUGGUUCCGCAUUGCAGAUGAUGUGGGAUAUAAAAUGGUUUCAGUAUGUCAAAAGCCUUGUACCGCCGCACUUCUAUUUCAGAAGCAACAACGAAGGCAAAACAUCGGGAGAAAUCUUCAAGACAUCGCACGCGGAUCUUAUAAAAGACAGCAGCGAAUGGCUAAAAGACACGUCUGAAUCAUGCUCGGUCGUAGCUGCACUUGUAGCUGGUGUUUCCUUUGCCACAGCAAGCGCUGUACCUGGCGGAACAACAGAUGAAGGUAGGCCGAUAUUAGAAGGCAAGCCUGCAUUUGAUGUCUUCGCCAUUUCUUCACUUAUCGGUCUUUGUUUCUCUGUCACUGGACUCAUCAUGUUUCUUUCUAUUCUCACUUCGCGAAAACAGGCCAAGGAUUUUCGUCGCGAUUUGCCAUCGAAACUUCUUAUUGGGUUGAGUUCUCUUUUUGUGUCCAUUGCUUCUAUGUUUGUUUCGUUCUGCACUGGACAUUUUUUUCUGCUUAGCCAUAACUUUAAAUCGAUUUUGUUCCCAAUUUACGCAGCUACUUGUUUACCUGUGACUUUCUAUGCUGUUGCACAGUUUCCUCUUUAUUUUGAUCUUUUGACAGCUAUUUUAACUAAGGUGCCAAUGGCAACUGAUAAAGGUGAUGGUUUAUAA
Molecule: messenger RNA, 2244 nt
Organism: Lathyrus sativus (Indian pea)
Lineage: Eukaryota; Viridiplantae; Streptophyta; Magnoliopsida; Fabales; Fabaceae
Source: the annotation of a GenBank genome assembly